Microcebus murinus (gray mouse lemur) is the source of this 890-nucleotide messenger RNA. The record is from RefSeq and is a predicted model, not a curated record. Lineage: Eukaryota; Metazoa; Chordata; Mammalia; Primates; Cheirogaleidae.
AUGGGAUUAGAGCUUCAGGGCGAUGAGAUGCAGCUUGGAACACAGCUCGAGAAAUCUGCACUAGAUGGAGUGACCUGGUCUGCAGUCAGAGCUCAGAUCUUGCACUGGCAGCAGACGGGGGCACAGCAGCUGGACUGGGAGCAGCAGGGCUUGCAGCAGCUGGACUGGCAGCAGCUGGACUGGGAGCAGCAGGGCUUGCAGCAGCUGGACUGGCAGCAGCAGGGCUUGCAGCAGCUGGACUGGCAGCAAGAUGACCCACAGCCCCCCUUGCCACAGCUGGAGCAGGAACAGGCUGGCACACAGCAGCACACGGGCUUGCAGCAGCAGACAGGGACACAGCAGCCGGAGCCGCAGCCCCCACAGCCGGAGCCACAGCCCCCACAGCCGGAGCCGCAGCCCCCACAGCCAGACUGGCAGCAGCAAGAUGACCCACAGCCACCCUUGGAGCCCCCACAGGACCACAGCCCCCCUUGGAGCCCCCACAGGACCCACAGCCCCCCUUGGAGCCCCCACAGCCGCCCUUGCCACAGCUGGAGCAGGAACAGGCUGGCACACAGCAGCACACGGGCUUGCAGCAGCAGACAGGGACACAGCAGCCGGAGCCGCAGCCCCCACAGCCGGAGCCGCAGCCCCCACAGCCGGAGCCGCAGCCCCCGGAACAGCCACAGCAGCCCAUGGUCCUGGUGGGUGGAGAGAGGUGCAGGUGGGAGGAAUAGGAGAGGAGCAGGUGGGAAGAGGGUGCAGGUGUGGAGCCUCCUGAGCCCAGGGCUUUUAUACCCCUUCCCAGGGUCACAUGGUCACUUCCCUGUUGCUAUUAAUGCCAUUUCUUUAGGGAAAUUCUGCAUUUUUUCCUUCUAUGCUCUAAAAUAAGCACACACACAUGUUGUUCA